AUGAUCCCUUUGACAGCCACCACGUGUUUCCUCGUCGCUGUCACGUUCUUGGCUCUCGCUCUGAUCUUGCUGGAUCACCUACGAUCCAAGAAAACCUCGAAAAAGAUCAUUGGGAGCGACAUCCUACCGGAACCACCUGGACCAAAACCAUGGCCGAUUCUGGGCUCCCUUCAUAUACUGGGACGCUACGAUAUCCCUUACAAAGCUUUCGCUGACCUUGUCAGAGACUACGACUGUCAGGUGAUCAAGCUCAGGAUGGGAUCUAUGCCUUGCGCGGUCGUCAACGGUCUGGAGAACAUCAGGGAGGUGCUUACCACCAAGGGGCAUCACUUCGAUUCCAGGCCCAACUUCACCAGAUACCAUCUGCUCUUCGGUGGAAACAAGGAAAACUCGUUGGCGUUUUGCAACUGGUCCGACGUACAGAAAAAUCGAAGAGAGAUGCUGCGAGCGUACACGUUCCCUCGCGCCUUCUCCACGCGGUACAACGAGCUGAACGGGAUAAUCGGUAACCAGAUGGAAUCCUUGCUGAAACAUCUGGACUCCCUCUCGAACACCGACGUGCACACGAAACCGUUGAUCCUCCACAGUUGCGCCAACAUCUUCAUCACCUAUCUCUGCUCGAAGAGCUUUCAUCUGGAGCACGCGGGCUUCCGCAACAUGGUCGAGAACUUUGACAAAGUGUUCUUCGAGGUGAACCAAGGCUACGCCGCCGACUUCUUGCCAUUCCUGAUGCCACUUCAUAAUCGGAAUAUGGCGAGAAUGGCGCACUGGAGCCACGAGAUCCGCAAAUUCGUCAUCGAGAACAUCAUCUCCGAGAGAGUAAACAAGUGGAACGGACUGAUGCCGGAGAAGGAUUACCUCGAUUGCCUGGUAAAUCACGUAAAGACUGACGCUGAGCCGCAGAUGUCCUGGAACACCGCGCUGUUCGUCAUGGAAGACAUAAUCGGUGGACAUUCGGCGAUCGGAAAUCUCCUAGUGAAGGUUCUUGGAUUCCUCGCCACACGACCGCACGUCCAGAAAGCUGCCCAAGAGGAGCUCGACGCUAUAGGCAUCACCGGAAACUUCGUCGGAUUGGAGAACAGGAGAUCGCUGCCGUACGUCGAGGCGAUCAUUCUGGAAACAGUUAGGAUAAUUGCCAGCCCUAUUGUUCCUCACGUGGCUAAUCAGGAUAGCUCCAUUGCCGGUUACAGAAUCAAGAAAGACACGUUCAUCUUCCUGAACAACUACGACCUGAACAUGUCCACAGAUCUCUGGACGUCGCCGGAAGACUUCGUGCCCGACAGAUUCGUGCAGAAUGGAAGGCUACUAAAGCCCGAGCACUUCCUGCCGUUCGGCGGCGGACGAAGAUCCUGCAUGGGUUACAAGCUGGUCCAGUAUUUGACCUUCUCGAUCCUGGCCACGUUGUUGAAAAAUUACACGAUAGUCCCUCUGGAGAAAGAGGACUACACGAUCCCCAUCGGGAACCUGGCGUUGCCCGAGAUGACCUUUAAAGUGCAAUUCAAGAAACGGUAG
This is a messenger RNA of Colletes gigas, 1512 nucleotides long. Its product is annotated as cytochrome P450 307a1-like. Gene Ontology annotation, molecular function: iron ion binding; oxidoreductase activity, acting on paired donors, with incorporation or reduction of molecular oxygen; heme binding. Lineage: Eukaryota; Metazoa; Arthropoda; Insecta; Hymenoptera; Colletidae. The record is from RefSeq and is a predicted model, not a curated record. Bases 1 to 1512 code for a protein of 503 amino acids. The transcript is spliced from 3 exons.